UUCCUCUUCUCCACGUUGGGUUUGUUUUGGUUCCGGGACCCGGGCGGCCGACCCUUAUUUCAAGUGACCAACAAUGCCACCCAAGAAGGAAGCAGCCCCCGCACCCCCGCCCUUGAUUGGCCGUGUGGGCACCAACUUGAAAGUGGGCAUAGUGGGCCUGCCCAAUGUUGGCAAGUCCACCUUCUUCAACGUCCUCACCAAAUCCUCGGCCAAUGCAGAAAACUUUCCAUUCUGCACCAUCGACCCCAAUGAAAAUAAGGUUCCGGUACCCGACGCAAGGUACGACUACCUGUGCGAAUUCCACAAACCCGCCAGGUAAGUUCUGAAUUAUUAUUUUACUAACUAUGUGGUUCCUUCUGGUGGGGUCCGAGGGCGAGGUGACGGGGUGGGAGUGGGUGGUGAGUGGAACAAUCAUACGACCUAACCAAACGGCGUUGUUCCAGGUGCGUUUGACGACGACGACGUGACGCACGUGGAGGGCGACGUCAACCCCGUCAGGGACUUGGAGAUCAUCCUGGACGAGCUCCGGCUCAAGGACAUCGAGUACGUCGAAGGCGCCUACGACAAGCUGGAGAAGCUGGCGGUACGCGGCGGCGACAAGAAGCUCAAGCCCGAGUACGACACCAUCUGCAAGGUCAAGAAGCUGCUCGAGGAGGACAAGAGGCACGUGCGCUUCUGCGAGUGGGACGCCAAGGAGAUCGAGGUGUUGAACAAGCACCUGCUCAUCAGCAGCAAGCCCAUGAUCUACCUGGUCAACCUCUCCGAGAAAGACUACAUCAGACGGAAGAACAAAUGGUUGGUGAAGAUCAAGGAGUGGAUAGACGCCAACGAUCCGGGUGCCAUCUGCAUCCCCUUCUCGGGCGUCUUCGAGCUCAAGCUGGCCGAAAUGGAACCCGAGGCGCGGGCUGACUACCUGAAGGAGAGCAACCUCACCAGGCAUGUACCCGGCGAGACGUUUUUAGUUGCUUAG
Penaeus indicus is the source of this 970-nucleotide messenger RNA. Its product is annotated as obg-like ATPase 1. Gene Ontology annotation, cellular component: cytoplasm. Lineage: Eukaryota; Metazoa; Arthropoda; Malacostraca; Decapoda; Penaeidae. Gene Ontology annotation, molecular function: GTP binding; ATP hydrolysis activity. The record is from RefSeq and is a predicted model, not a curated record. The transcript is spliced from 8 exons.